Messenger RNA from Octopus bimaculoides (California two-spot octopus), 637 nucleotides. Its product is annotated as protein FAM227B. NCBI's taxonomy places the organism in Eukaryota, Metazoa, Mollusca, Cephalopoda, Octopoda, Octopodidae. The record is from RefSeq and is a predicted model, not a curated record.
AUGUCUUCCCUGGUUUUCAGAAGCACCAAAUGACAUCUUUACCCUACAACAUCCAACCAAAAGAAAUGUUGAAGAAGGCUCUUCACGCUCAUUAUUCCAAAAUUGGUUCUCUCCAGCGCCCAACGUUUGAGAAAAUUCUAUAUUCCAAAAGAUGCCAAGACAUAUUACAGGACAUCUUCUGGUAUUUAUUUCUCACCAAUUUCCAGCCUGAUUUAUCUGUACAGCAGAAGUUGUUCCAUCGAGUUGCUGUCAAUUAUGUGAACCUCAUUCACCUAGCAAGGAGGGAAAAGUAUUUUGCAGACACUUUAUUUAAGGAAUUACCAAAGCUGAUGUCACUGGCAGUUUAUGGAACAUUCCAUCACAGUUUCCCAGACUCACACUGCCAGUUUGACAAUGUCUUUAAGCAAUCAGUUAUUGAACUAAUAUGGUUGUGGAUGACAGGUAAGAAUAAUAUGCACAGCGUAGCUUUAAGAGUGGAUAGCUUGGACAUAUCUGGUCACACCGUCUUUGAAAUUUGCUGUAGAAUACAAGAUAUAAAUAAUGAUUAUUGUCAUCAUUUUAAUGCCUGUUUUUCCAUACUUGCGUGGGGUAACUCUCUUUGCUCUCUUUUACUUGUGUUAGUCAUUUGACUGCGGCC